This is a messenger RNA of Aureobasidium pullulans EXF-150, 261 nucleotides long. RefSeq lists its product as uncharacterized. NCBI's taxonomy places the organism in Eukaryota, Fungi, Ascomycota, Dothideomycetes, Dothideales, Saccotheciaceae. The record is from RefSeq and is a predicted model, not a curated record. The transcript is spliced from 3 exons. Bases 1 to 261 code for a protein of 86 amino acids.
AUGCCUACCCAACUUGAUAGAGCACUCAACUCAAAGAACCUCUUCUUCGGCUUUGCAGGUCUGGUCGCAGCAUCAGCAGCAUGGUCCAUCUUCGGCAGUGACAUCUUCCCCCAGGAGGCCGACCCUACUGGUGAACCCGAAAACUGGACUGAAGAAGAGAUGAGAAGAUGGUUGAACCGCAGAAACCUCAUGGCCAGCAGCUCAUCAACCAAGGAAGAGCUAUUGGCCAGAGUAAAGGCCAACAUGCGUGCACCCAACUAA